This is a messenger RNA of Mesocricetus auratus (golden hamster), 468 nucleotides long. Its product is annotated as COMM domain-containing protein 6-like. The record is from RefSeq and is a predicted model, not a curated record. Gene Ontology annotation, molecular function: NF-kappaB binding. The transcript has a single exon. NCBI's taxonomy places the organism in Eukaryota, Metazoa, Chordata, Mammalia, Rodentia, Cricetidae. The coding region runs from base 36 to 302 and encodes 88 amino acids.
AGGCCGGUCCCGUGCCGGCGACUUCCUGUCUGGCCAUGGCGGAGUCUCCGCCGCUCAGGGAACCGGUGCUGGAUGCCAAAUCCGAGGUCACCUGCCAGCUUAUAGAUUUCCAGUGGAAACUGGGCAUGGCUGUGAGCUCUGACCAAUGCAGAUCGCUCAAGUAUCCGUAUGUGGCGGUGAUGCUAAAAGUGGCCGACCAUUCUGGCCAAGUAAACAGCAAGUCCAUCAAAAUGACAAUUCCACAGUUUCAGAAUUUCUACAGACAGUUCAAGGAAAUUGCUGCUGUAAUUGAAACUGUAUGAGAACGGAUUCGUGAUUCUAAAGUAAUGGACUCUAUCAUCCAGAAAAGAACUACAUAUGGAUCAAAGGAUAUUUAUGCGAUGAAAAUUGCGCUUCUGGGACUGGAGAGAUGGCUCAGAGGUUAGGAGCACUGGCUGCUCUUCCAGAGGACCCAGGUUCAGGUUCAGU